AUGGCCAUGACCCAGACGGACCUCGUUGUAGGAAUACCGACGAUCAGAAGAGCGAAGCACAAUUAUCUACUGAAGACUCUGGAAUCUCUUCUCGUAACUUUAGAAAACGAUGAAUCGGGCUCGUUGCUGAUCGUAGUGCUGGUUGGUGACCUGGACAGGACUAAAGCCCAGAUAACGAUAGAAGAGGUACAAGGAAGGUUCGGGGCAUUCCUCGAUACUGGGGUGUUGGAGAUCAUCCAGGCGCCUCCGGAAUCUUACUUCCCGGAUUUGCACGACCUCAAGGACCGCUUUGGUGAUUCCAAGGAGCGUACCUAUUGGCGGUCAAAGCAGUGUUUGGACUUCGCAUUGCUGAUGGAAUAUAGUCGGACGAGAGGAACGUAUUACUUACAGCUCGAGGAUGACGUGAUCACAACGGAGGGCUGGUUCAAGUAUAUCAUGUACUACGUCACCACCAGGAGGCGUGAAUUCUUUAUGAUUCAUUUUUCUCGCCUUGGCUUCAUUGGCAAGCUGUUCCCUUCAACCGUGCUGAAGGGUCUGGUGCAACUUUUCACACUAUACUUUGACGAGGCGCCGGUUGAUAUUCUGCUGCCAGCUUACGGCAAAAGACAAAAGGAAGAAACUCUGAAAACGACGAACACCAUUUUCCAGCAUAUCGGGCUCGAUUCGUCACUCGAGGGCAAAACACAACCACUUCAGGAUCACGGGUUUACGGCGGCGAAAAAGGCCCUUCAGAACGCGCAGUUGGAAGUGGAACGCAGACAGAUGAGUGGCAAAGGCGGCACCGACAGUUUAGCAGCGCGAAUGGAGGAGAUGAAGGAGCGCAGAGAGAAUCGUAAGCGACUGCCAGUGCCAGGUGUACCGGCUGGAGGCUGA
Sphaeroforma arctica JP610 is the source of this 873-nucleotide messenger RNA. RefSeq lists its product as hypothetical. The coding region runs from base 1 to 873 and encodes 290 amino acids. The transcript has 7 exons. NCBI's taxonomy places the organism in Eukaryota, Ichthyosporea, Ichthyophonida. Gene Ontology annotation, biological process: protein N-linked glycosylation. The record is from RefSeq and is a predicted model, not a curated record. Gene Ontology annotation, molecular function: acetylglucosaminyltransferase activity.